Closterium sp. Naga37s-1 is the source of this 522-nucleotide messenger RNA. Lineage: Eukaryota; Viridiplantae; Streptophyta; Zygnematophyceae; Desmidiales; Closteriaceae. The record is from the annotation of a GenBank genome assembly.
AUGGGGAAUUCCAGCAGUAUAUCGGCUGCUGCUGUCGAGGAGGCCAAAAUCCAGACUCACAUGACUGAUGAAGAAGUCCAAAGGCUCAAACGGAGAUUCCAGAAGUUUGUCGGAAAGCGAAACACUGAGGCAACUCUCGAAGAGUUUUCUUCCCUUCCAGAACUAUCCAAUAACCCAUACGUCCCUCGUCUUUUCGCGCUUAUGGACCUAGAUCGCAACGGGAAAAUCAACUUCUUAGAAUUCUGCCUUGGCAUGGGAAUGUAUCGCUCUUUGCGGAAAACGAGAGACGAAAAAAUACAGCUACUCAUGAAGCUUCAUGAUCGCGACAACGACGGAAAGCUUUCGAUUUCGGAAUUGACGGAUCUUCUGUCUGUUACUGCGGGAAAGAGUCUUUCUGCAGAGCUGCUGGGUCAGGUUGCCAGUUCUCUUCUUUCUGCGUACGAUGCCGAUAAGGAUGGUAGUUUGAGCAUUCAAGAGUUCUCCUCUCUUGUGGCAGCAACAGGAAUGAGCAAAAACCUCUGA